This is a messenger RNA of Hemiscyllium ocellatum (epaulette shark), 4007 nucleotides long. It is a transcript of the gene ctr9, whose product is annotated as CTR9 homolog, Paf1/RNA polymerase II complex component. Lineage: Eukaryota; Metazoa; Chordata; Chondrichthyes; Orectolobiformes; Hemiscylliidae. Gene Ontology annotation, cellular component: Cdc73/Paf1 complex. Gene Ontology annotation, biological process: regulation of DNA-templated transcription. The transcript is spliced from 25 exons. The record is from RefSeq and is a predicted model, not a curated record. Gene Ontology annotation, molecular function: RNA polymerase II complex binding. Bases 52 to 3561 code for a protein of 1169 amino acids.
UGGCCCCGGAAGCAGACGCUGGGCCCUGGCUCCGGGGUCAGAGAGGCCGCGAUGCUGUCGCGCGGAUCCAUCGAGAUCCCGCUCCGGGACACGGAUGAGGUCAUUGAGCUUGAUUUUGACCAGCUACCAGAGGGAGAUGAAGUCAUCAGUAUUCUCAAGCAAGAACACACCCAGCUCCACAUAUGGAUGGCCUUGGCGCUGGAGUACUUCAAACAAGGAAAGACAGAAGAUUUCGUAAAGUUACUAGAAGCUGCUCGUAUAGAUGGAAACCUGGAUUAUCGAGAUCAUGAGAAAGACCAGAUGACAUGUCUGGACACUCUUGCUGCUUACUAUGUGCAACAGGCUCGGAAAGAGAAGAAUAAAGAUGCAAAGAAAGAGCUUAUCACGCAAGCUACCUUGCUGUACACCAUGGCUGACAAAAUCAUCAUGUACGACCAGAAUCACUUGCUGGGUAGAGCCUGUUUCUGUCUGUUGGAGGGGGAUAAAAUGGACCAAGCUGAAGCACAGUUCAACUUUGUGCUAAAUCAGUCACCAAAUAACAUCCCUGCACUCUUGGGUAAAGCUUGUAUCUCUUUUAAUAAGAAAGAUUACAGAGGUGCUUUGGCCUAUUACAAGAAAGCCCUUCGGACCAAUCCCGGAUGCCCAGCUGAGGUUCGGCUGGGAAUGGGCCAUUGCUUUGUGAAGCUAAGUAAACUAGAAAAAGCUCGCCUUGCGUUUGGAAGGGCUCUGGAUCUCAACCCUAAAUGUGUCGGAGCACUGGUGGGGCUGGCUGUCCUGGAACUGAACAACAAAGAAGCUGAUUCCAUCAAAAAUGGCGUGCAACUACUCUCAAGAGCUUACACAAUCGAUCCCAGCAACCCUAUGGUAUUAAACCACCUGGCCAAUCACUUCUUCUUCAAAAAGGAUUACAGCAAAGUGCAGCACCUAGCUCUUCACGCCUUCCAUAAUACAGAGGUGGAGGCUAUGCAAGCAGAAAGCUGUUAUCAACUGGCUAGGUCCUUUCAUGUACAGGGUGAUUAUGACCAGGCUUUUCAAUACUACUAUCAAGCCACCCAGUUUGCUUCCACUACCUUUGUCCUGCCUUUCUUUGGCCUGGGACAGAUGUACAUUUAUCGAGGGGACAAGGAGAAUGCAGCGCAGUGCUUCGAGAAAGUUCUCAAGGCCUAUCCCAACAAUUAUGAAACAAUGAAGAUUUUAGGUUCUCUGUAUGCCACCUCAGACGAGCAGGAGAAGAGAGAGGUUGCAAAGGGACACUUAAAGAAAGUGACUGAACAAUACCCAGAUGAUGUAGAGGCCUGGAUUGAACUAGCUCAGAUCCUUGAACAAUCAGAUAUUCAGGGUGCCCUAUCAGCCUAUGGGACAGCUACAAGAAUCCUUCAGGAGAAGGUGCAAGCUGACGUUCCUCCUGAAAUCCUAAACAACGUUGGAGCACUUCAUUUCCGACUGGGAAACUUAGGAGAAGCUAAGAAAUACUUCCUGGCAUCACUCGAACGUGCCAAGGCUGAAGCAGAGCAUGACGAGCAUUACUACAAUGCAAUCUCAGUCACCACUUCCUAUAAUCUGGCCAGACUCUACGAGGCCCUGUGUGAAUACCAUGAAGCCGAAGUAUUAUACAAGAAUGUUUUAAGAGAACAUCCAAAUUAUGUGGACUGUUAUCUACGCUUGGGCUGCAUGGCAAGAGACAAGGGGAAUUUUUAUGAAGCCUCUGAUUGGUUUAAAGAAGCUCUACAGAUCAACCAGGAUCAUCCGGAUGCAUGGUCACUGAUUGGGAAUCUUCACUUGGCUAAGCAGGAAUGGGGACCAGGACAAAAGAAGUUUGAACGAAUCUUGAAACAGCCAUCAACUCAAAAUGACACCUAUUCCAUGUUGGCCUUGGGUAAUGUUUGGCUUCAGACUUUGCACCAGCCAACUAGGGACAGAGAAAAGGAGAAACGGCACCAGGACCGGGCACUGGCAAUCUACAAGCAAGUGCUUCGGAAUGAUCCCAAGAAUUUGUAUGCUGCUAAUGGCAUAGGUGCUGUAUUGGCACACAAAGGGUAUGUCCGUGAGGCUCGUGAUGUAUUUGCCCAGGUGAGGGAGGCUACAGCAGAAAUAAGUGACGUCUGGCUAAACCUAGCACAUAUCUAUGUCGAGCAGAAACAGUAUAUAAGCGCUGUCCAGAUGUAUGAGAACUGCUUGAAGAAAUUUUACAAACACCAGAGCACAGAGGUAUUGCUGUUCUUAGCAAGAGCUUAUUUCAAAUGUGGAAAGCUUCAGGAUUGCAAGCAGACUUUGCUGAAGGCCAGGCACGCGGCCCCUAAUGACACCGUGCUUAUGUUUAACAUGGCCUUGGUGCUACAGAGAUUAGCCACCUCUGUCCUCCGAGAUGAAAAGAGCAACUUGAAGGCAGUAUUGAACGCAGUCAAAGAACUGGAACUCGCCCAUCGGUAUUUCAAAUAUCUCAGUAAUGCUGGGGAUAAAAUGCGAUUUGAUUUGGCUCAAGCUGCUGCAGAGGCAAGACAAUGCUCUGAUCUGAUGAGCCAAGCCCAGUAUCAUGUGGCUCGUGCACGCAAACAGGAUGAAGAGGAUCGUGAGCUGCGCUGCAAGCAGGAGCAGCAUAAGGAAAUGCUGAGGAUGCAAAUGGUCAAAGAACAGGAGGAUAAGAAACAGAAGGAGCUAAAUGAGCAACGUAAGUUACUGGAACAACGAAGUCAGUUUUUGGAAAAAACUAGGAACUUGUUGGUAUUCAAUGAGGAGAUGGAAACCUCAAAGGAGAAGAAAAAGGGAGGUGGAAAGCGUGGGAAGAAAGGAGAAUUUGAAGAGUUUGUUAAUGAUGAUUCUGAUGAAGAUUUGCCAUUGCCCAAAAAGAAGAGGAAGCAAAGAGCGAGUGGCAGUGAACCAGAGAACGGAGAUGAGGAAGGCCAACAGAAGAAAAGGAAGAAGAGAAGACGACCACAGAGAGCUGCUGAGGAUGGCAGUGAGGAUGAAGAAACUGGCUCGCAAGCCAAGAAGCCACGCAGACCCAAAGCAGGAGAGCGGAAGAAGAAAGAGAAGGUUAAACCUGAACGACUCCCACCUUCCAUGAAGGGUAAAAUCAAGUCAAAAGCAAUAAUUUCAUCUAGUGAUGAUUCCUCUGAUGAGGGAACACUGAAGAUAGCAGAAGGAAAUGCACGGGAGAGUGGGUCAGACGAGGAUGAAUCCACUGACAAGCACAGGAAACGAAUCGUGUCUGAGAGCGAGUCAGAGGAUGGGCAGAAUCAGGGCAAGUCAGACAGCGAGGUGGGCAGCAGCCCAAGAUCAGGGGCUGCGCAUUCAGUUGCCAACUCUGACAGUGAGCAGUCAGCCAAUGGACAGCCACAGUCAGAUCACUCGGGCAGGAGUAAGUCUGCCAGCUCGUCAUCAGAAGUGGAGGAGGAAGAGUCUCGCCCUGCUUCACGGGCCUCGAGGGAUUCAGACCAGCAGUCUUCUGAUGGAGGAGGUUCAGGCCAAGGCUCAGCUGUUGAAUCGGAUCAAGAAUCUAAUCCUGGGGAUGCUCACCAAGGAUCCGUGUCUCCCACACAAUCAGAUGAUGACAGUGACUGAUUGCUACUGCUCUGAUGGUUCCUUCGAUCUCAGUUGACCUUGAAAUCUUAGCUCAGUACGGUCGAUCUGAGAACUGAGUCGAUACUGAAGUUUAGACAAGAAGUCCCUUUAUUUUAUUGGAAACUGUGAAACAUGGCUUUUCAUACUUUGACAGACGAUUGUGAUAUCUACUCAUAAAAUUAUUUUUGACUCUAUGUUUCGUACCAGAGAUGGUCCAAGGUUUGACAGCAGUCAGGCGCUGUUAAAGUGAUAAAAUGCUUCGGGAUGUCGGUCAAACUGGUGCAGGCUAGAUCCUGGUUUAUGUCGAUCAGAAAAGAGCCAAUAUUUUAGGUGACAGGCACUAUAGAUAUUGAUAAAUGUGACCAAUGAUUUUUUUUGGAAACCCUUGUAAACCAAGAGAUGCUUCCAACAUUUGUUAAAUAAAUGUUUCAUUUAAAAUGAAAGUA